UUAUGGCAGUAUGGUGUAUUUAGAUUGGCUGUGCCACGUGGUCCAUUUGGUCCAGCAGUACCUGGCAUACGCGGUCCAUGGUUUGGUAAUGGACCAAUUGAUGGCAGAAGAUUUGAAACCACAGAUGAUCGCCAUGUUCAGGCUAAGCACACCUCUAUAUAUCCCGAUGAUGAGCAGCUCACGGUAAUAGAGCGGCUUGUCACAGAAACAGAAAAGGCUCUUAAAAAGGUUUCAGACUUCUUCAAUGAGCGCGAUCAUCUGGAAACGAAGCCUCAAGUCAAGCCUGCAGCCACUGGGGAAGGAACGAAGGAAGCAGCAACACCACAAGAAAAAGAUCGUCUUUUGAAGGGAGUUAUGCGUGUGGGAAUGCUUUCAAAGGGACUACUCCUCAAGGAUGACACCGAGAGCCCCGAAGGAUCAUCUCUGAAUAUCACAGUUGAGGAAUCUACAGCAUCAAUGACAUUACAACAGAGCUGUGUACCACUUAAGUGUCGUAUCACAUUGACUUCUCGUGAAUUCAGGGAGGACGUUGCUGGUGGUUGGUUUCUUGUUUUAUCUCACCUUCUAGAUGCUCGAAUCAGCAACAGUAUGCAUCUUGGGAAAGAAUGCUAA
Molecule: messenger RNA, 612 nt
Organism: Strongylus vulgaris
Lineage: Eukaryota; Metazoa; Nematoda; Chromadorea; Rhabditida; Strongylidae
Source: the annotation of a GenBank genome assembly